Messenger RNA from Arabidopsis lyrata subsp. lyrata, 1052 nucleotides. Its product is annotated as tropinone reductase homolog At2g29370. The record is from RefSeq and is a predicted model, not a curated record. Bases 56 to 862 code for a protein of 268 amino acids. NCBI's taxonomy places the organism in Eukaryota, Viridiplantae, Streptophyta, Magnoliopsida, Brassicales, Brassicaceae. Gene Ontology annotation, molecular function: oxidoreductase activity. The transcript has 5 exons.
UAGAAAUAAAAAUCUCCAUAUGAAUAGAUAUCUUCUCUGUGGCUGAUAACAAAAAAUGGCAAAGAGAGGGGAAAGCUUGAGAGACAAAUCUAGAUGGAGUCUUGAAGGCAUGACUGCUCUUGUUACCGGUGGCUCCAAAGGCAUCGGAGAAGCUGUGGUGGAGGAACUAGCCAUGUUUGGAGCAAGAGUUCACACAUGUGCCAGAGACGAAACUCAGCUUCAAGAACGCUUACGUGAAUGGCAAGCCAAAGGGUUACAAGUCACCACUUCUGUUUGCGAUGUUUCUUCUCGUGACCAGCGAGUGAAACUCAUGGAAACUGUUUCCUCUCUCUUCCAAGGAAAACUCUACAUCCUCGUACCCAAUGUGGGAACGGGUGUGGUAAAGCCGACCACAGAGUGUACAUCAGAAGAAUUCUCUUUUAUAAUAGCUACAAAUCUGGAGUCAACUUUCCAUCUCUCGCAACUCGCGCACCCUUUAUUGAAAGCCUCUGGUUCAGGGAACAUUGUGCUCAUGUCUUCCGUUGCUGGGGUUGUAAGUUUGGGUAAUACAUCAAUCUAUGGAGCAACCAAAGGAGCCAUGAAUCAACUGGCUAGAAAUUUGGCAUGCGAGUGGGCGAGUGAUAACAUAAGGGCUAACUCUGUUUGUCCGUGGUUCAUCACAACUCCAUCAAGUAAAGAUUUUCUUGGUGAUAAAGAUGUAAAAGAAAAGGUGGAGAGUGUGACACCAAUGAGACGUGUUGGAGAGGCAAAUGAAGUAUCAUCGCUUGUAGCAUUUCUAUGUCUUCCUGCAGCUUCUUAUAUUACUGGUCAAACCAUUUGCGUUGAUGGAGGUUUCACUAUUAACGGCUUCUCUUUUUCUUAAACACGUAUAUAUAUGCUUAAAUUUUAUGUUAUUUGUGUUUCAAUCUAUACAAGUUAUAUAAUUUCUUGGGUAUUUGGACGAUGAGAAUCCAGAUUGCGUGAAGCUUAAAUUUGUAUCUCGUGCAUAUAUAAAUAAAAUUCGACGAGAUGUGGACACAAAUGCUUUUGCAAAUAAUAAAUUUGUUUUAUAA